GAUAAAUGUCACAAUCAGAUUCAGACUCGGAUACUCCAGUAGACAUAAAUGAUCUCCGCCUUCCUACGAUUACUCAUAAAAGCGAAAGCAUAGAUGAGGAUUCUAAGAAGACAUGCCCUGAUGCUGCUAGCUCGAAUAAGAAUGAAGAUGGAAAACUAGAAGCCAACAAUCAUGAGGAAUCUAAGGAGCCUUCACCGGAAGAAAAUAAGUUCCAGAAAUUUAGAGCUGAAACGAAGGACCUCAUCUCCAAAACUGAGAAAAAGAAGCAGUUGUACAUGCAAAGCGCAUCAAUUGAUAAGGCUCUUGAAGGAUUUGAGACUACAGAGUCCUCUGCAACUCUACCUAAUGACUUAGAAAUUAAUGACCCAAGGUUCAAAUAUAACAUUAUUUUAUCAAAAGGAUAUAAGUUACUCAAGAAAAUGGGAAAUGGAGCCUAUGCCUCAACCCAACACAGAAAUGUAUAUUGAAGAUCUCUAUUGGAGAAGAAAGGAUUCCAGAUACCCAAAAUGAACUCUCACCGAAUUCCAAAAGUCUACGAGCUUAUUAUAGAUAAUGAUUAUUAUUACUCCAUCAUAUGUAUGGAAUAUUCUGAGAUAGACACAAAUGUUCUCCAAUUCGUGAACAAGUAUGGAUCUUUGGCUGAAAACCAAACUAAGCAAGCAAUGAAGGAAUUAUUUGAAGCCUUGAAGUACAUACAUAGCCUAGAUUACGCCCACAGAGAUGUUAAGCCUGAUAAUGUUCUUAUCAAAGCUCAUGAAGGAGAAAAUGAAGAGCAUAAUGUUUCUAUCGGAUUGGUGGACUAUAAUAUUGCAAAGAAAGCAAAGUCUUAUAGGAAUACUUCAUAUGAAGAGGGGAAGGAGGAAAUAAGUAAGUUCAGAUGCAAUUAUCUUACUCACAUUGCUUCUCAAAACUCUCAGGCACCCGAAUUGUUCAAGUCAGGGUAUUAUUCCGAAAGUGUUGAUAUUUGGGGAGCUGGAUUAGUAUUCUUCACUCUCAUGACCGGCACAAAAAUAAAAAGAGGGGAUCAAGAAAUGAUAAAAGAGCAAAUAAGUUCAUUGGAAAACAUAUCAGACAAUGGAAGAGACCUGUUACAUCAACUGUUUGAAUUUGAGGGAGAAAGUCGGCCAACAGCAGAGGAAGCCCUUGAACACGCUUGGUUUGUCGAAUAA
This is a messenger RNA of Moneuplotes crassus, 1169 nucleotides long. Lineage: Eukaryota; Ciliophora; Spirotrichea; Euplotida; Euplotidae. The record is from the annotation of a GenBank genome assembly.